Chinchilla lanigera (long-tailed chinchilla) is the source of this 4154-nucleotide messenger RNA. It is a transcript of the gene Pphln1, whose product is annotated as periphilin 1. Gene Ontology annotation, cellular component: nucleoplasm. Lineage: Eukaryota; Metazoa; Chordata; Mammalia; Rodentia; Chinchillidae. Gene Ontology annotation, biological process: protein localization to heterochromatin; negative regulation of gene expression, epigenetic; negative regulation of DNA-templated transcription. The record is from RefSeq and is a predicted model, not a curated record.
GAUCCCAUUUGUUGAUUCUUUAUAAUAUUUCUUGUGCUUUUAGGGGUUUGUUUAUAAAGUCUUUGCAUACUAUAUCUGAAGAGGUUUAGCUAUUCUGUCUUCAGGCAGAUAAAGUGUUUCUGUUUCAAUAAUUAGCUCUUUGAUCUGUUUCAAUUUUAGUUUAGUGCAUGGUGAGAGAUGUGGGUCCUGGUUAAUCUUGGGCAUGUGGAAAGCCAGUUUCCCCAGCACUGUUGGUUAAAUAGCCUGUCUUUCCUUCAGCACAGACGUUUGGCUCCUCUGUCACAGGUCCACAGCCUCUGCUUGCCCGGGAAAACAGCAGUGCAUCAAAGAAAAAGAACGAAAGAGCUACUGAAACUAAGAAGGAAAAGGAGGCACAGGUGACAGCAGCAGCAGUGGUGGUGGGAGAGGUGGCAGCGCCAGAGGUGGCGGCAGUGCCACCAAUAAUUGCAGAGCAACAGACAGGUGACAUAAAGAAAAGCAUGGAGGAAUCUGUAGUGCCAACCCCAGCUCCUGCGGUCCAGGGAGACCGGACUGUUCAACUGAAAGAUGAGCCAAGAGAGGGCCUCCUCGUGGUAAGCAGUGGAGCAGCCAGUGCCGAAGUGAAAGGCAAACCUGGAGAGGGCCUCUCCGAGAUGAACAGGGGACCGCAAAGCACUCAAGCAAAAGUGGCUGAGAGAAGAAAUGAGAUGUGGUCUGAGGGAGAUGGCUACCAUAGAGUAGUUAAUGUGCCCAAGAAACCUCCACUACUAGAAAAGAAACCACCACUGCUAGAAAAGAAACCACCACUACUAGAAAAGAAACCUCCACUGCUAGACAGACCCGGUGAAGGAGGCUACAGUAGAUAUUACAGUCAUGUUGGUUACCGAGACUAUGACGAGGGCCGCAUUUUUUCUCAUGAUCGAAGAAGUGGUCCACCUCACAGAGGAGAUGAAUCUGGCUACCGAUGGUCAAGAGAUGAUCAUUCUGCAAGCCGCCAGAGUGAUUACAGGGACGUGAGAGAUGGCUUUAGAAGAAAAAGUUUCUACUCUUCCCAUUAUACGAGAGACCGGUCUCCUCAUACAAGGGAUCCUCCUUUUUUCCGAGACUCUCCUGUAGGCCGAAAGGACUCUCCCCACAGCAGAUCCGGUUCCAGUGUCAGUAGCAGGAGCUACUCUCCAGACCGAAACAAGACGUACUCUUUCCACCAGUCUCAGCACAGAAAGCCCGUGCGUGCCAGUGCCUCCUACAAACGGCAGAAUGAAGGAAAGCCAGGAAGAGAUAAAGAGAGACCUGUCCAGUCUUUGAAAACAUCAAGAGACACUUCACCCUCAAGUUCUCCAGCAGGUCCUUCACCAAAGGCUCUAGAGAAGCCCAGCAGGCUGACAGAAAAGGAGCUCGCCGAGGCUGCCAGCAAGUGGGCUGCGGAGAAGCUGGAGAAGUCGGAGGAGAGCAGCGUGCCCGGGAUUUCCGAGUUCCAGGUGCAGUCUGGGUUCCAGCAAAGACCGUGCAUCCCCGCUGUGUGGAACCAGGCGGGAAACAGCCCUCUCCUGGAGCUCCCGAAGCUGGCAAUACAACUUCCUCCAGGAGCGAACAGCGAGACGCAGAGCAUGGACCCCCUGCCCUCCACGACACGUACUUCAGGACCCACCUGGGGAGACAUUAAGAAAAUUACUUACCAAGCUGAACAAACUCUCAAAAUGACAGGAACCCCCUUCACUCCUGAAAACUUGUUUCUUUCGAUGAUAGAGCAGAUCACAUCCAGUUCCAAGGCUGCAAAGGCGGGACCUACAACACCGUUAUUCAUUGAGCAGCCAGAGGAGCCGGAGACCAAUGCAACCAACAGCACAGAAUUAUUUGAAGACAGCCAGCUCAGCAGUCGCUCAAAAGCAAUAGCCUUGAAAACCAAAGAGAUUGAACAGGUUUACCGACAAGACUGCGAAACUUUCGGGAUGGUGGUGAAAAUGCUGAUUGAGAAAGAUCCUUCCCUAGAAAAGUCUAUACAGUUUGCACUGAGACAGAAUUUACAUGAAAUAGGCGAGCGGUGUGUUGAAGAACUCAAGCAUUUCAUUGCGGAGUAUGAUGCUUCUGCUCAAGAUUUUGGAGAGCCUUUUUAGAAGACAUAGUGGUCAGGCAAGAAAAAAUGUUUUUGAUUUUUUUUUUUUUCCUGGAUUGUGUAACUCCUUAGUACAUGGAGUCUUUGUCAUGAAGAGAUACUGAGUUUUCAGUAUCAAAUAAACAUCUAACAUAGUCUUAAGAUACUUUAAUUAGAAUUUUUUUCUACACCUAGGACCUACUAGUCCAUCUUCAUCUUGCACCCUAAAGUGAUGGUCAGUUAACUGUUCACACUUUGGGAAGCGGUCCUGGAGGGCGGUUUCACUUUCUCAUGUUGCAUAAUCUCCCAGGUGUAUGAUUUGUUUGGUCACAUGAGUGUAACUUGCAGGUUUAGAGAUCAUUCCACUUAAACAUCAGUUGUCUUUCUACAUUUCAUAGUGAGUGAUACCAUGUGGAAAUAUUGGAAUUCUGAGUUGUGAUUUUUAUUAACUUGUUGCUUGCUUGCCUUAGGCUUCAUAAGUUUUAAUAUGCUAAAGUAUACUACGGUGAUACGGUGAGUACUUGGUAUCUUAGAGGAUACUUGCUUUGAGACUAAUUCUCACUCAGUGAUAACACAGCACUUGAGGUCUCUGAAAGACAUCAGAAUAAAAUCUUUGUUCUUAGUAAAUGAACUCAGUAUAUCUCUUCUAUUAAAAAACUCCUAAAGCUGUUAACCACCCUGAUACCUUAGUUUUGUGUACAAGACUAAUAGAAGGGGCAGUUUGAGAUGGAAGGUGAGGAAUAUUUGAAAAUCCCUUUGAUCACCUGAGGAAAACCUUUAAAUAUGUAAGAGUACUGGGCUUUUAUUUUUAUAAGCCCAUACUCCAUCUCAGAAUUGAUUAAUACAGUGCUUAGAAUGAAACCAUUUAUAGAUUUUGGGGGGUGUACUUUGUGAUCUUGUGACUUCUUUGUUCUGGUGACUUUGGGACGUACUUAGUCUUUCCUAAGUGUUCUUAAAAAAAACGCAGCAAAAUAGGCAGUAAGUCCAGCACAGUACCCCUUACCAAGCAGCCUGGGUAAGUAGUCCUUCAUGAGUGACCGUCAAAUCACAGGUCAGUUAAGACUCUUACCUGGGACCAUUAGGAUGGUUCACUCAUUUCCUGGUCACUUCCCGCAGCCCACUGGCACUCAGCCAAAAUAUAAUUCGCAGCAUUAGUUAACGAGAAAACAUCAAAAAUCAUGUUUGCCAUUAUGUUACCCAAUUUAUCUUCCUAUCUUUCCGUUUCCACUCUUUUGACAUUACUUUUAGUGGCCCUUUGAUAUUAUCUAAAGAACUACCCCAGAGCACAGUAAGGUAAUAGUAAAAGUGGAAACAGCAGUAUAGUUUUAAUGGACUCUAUGGCUCAAAAUAUAUAUUAUGCCAUUUCACAAAUUUAGAGACUAAUUUAGGACAACAUUUAAAUUUUUAAAGUUUUCUAAGUGAGACUAUCUUGAAUUUUUAUUUUUGCCUUUGAGAUGUUGUACUUACCUUUUAUAAAACAUAAGCCAAAUGAAAUCCCAGAUAUUAUUUCUGAUGGUCUCCCUUCGUGUGAAGGGAGACCACUGCAAUCUUUAGAAAGACUGAGAAGGCACCCAGUGUUUUUUCUAUAAAUAUUCUAGUCCCAGCAUUCAGUUCCUUUCGUCAAGAUGUCACAAGUUUAAAAAUAAAUCCUGAGAAGCUACCAGAGAAAAAAGAAUCAUUCACUUUGUUAAAGUUUAUUAAAAAGUCUUGCUAACAUACAUUUAGAUGUAGGUUCAACUGGUAAUUUCUUCUUCCUUUCUCUUAAAUUACAUUCAACAUGUAAAGUGGUUUAUAGCUUGCCUUCAGCAUUAUUCUGCUAGGCUUGUCAGUGUUAAACUUUUUUUAAAAUGUAUUUUAAAGCCUGAUGUUAGGUAAUUCAGAUGUGUAACAGAGUAUGUAUUUUGCAAAAUGUUUUUGAAGAGAAUUGUUUGUAAAUUAUCCAUUGUUUGUGCAUAUACCCAGUUGAUGUGAUAAAAUUCUCAUUAUCUUUCCAUAAAGCCUUGACGAUCAACAGGGGGAAGCAUAUAUUGUAAAGCUUAUUAUGAAUUUUGAAAGUACAAAAUAAAGCAACCAAGUUUAAAUA